AUGUGGGCUCAUACAAGGAAUGGUCAGUUCAUUAUAAAAUCGGCUUAUAGAAUAUUUGUUAAUGAUAAUGUUUCGUCGGAGGUCUCUGUUUUCUGGAAAAAAGUAUGGGGUAUUAAUUGUUUACCGAAAAUCAAAUUCUUUAUGUGGAAGAUCUUUGAUAACAUGUUGCAUGUUAAUUCUCUGCUUCAUCUGUAUAAUCCUGAUGUUAACUCAUAUUGUCCCCUCUGUAGCAACCAUGAAGAAACUGUCAUGCAUCUGUUUGUUAACUAUCCUAUAGCUGCUCAUAUUUGGUUUGGUCUUUCUAUUCAACGUCUGAUAUUAUCUGAUUCUGAUUGGAUUGAUGAUUUGUUUCUAUAUUGGCAUAAUCCUGACUUGCCUGAAUCUCCAUAUAAUGUUUCUUGGCCUUCAGUUGCUGCAAUUGUUUUUUGGUGCAUUUGGAAACUGAGAUGCGAUGUUCUCUUUAGACAAAUCUCGAUUGACCUGUCUCGAGUUAUUUUGGACAUUAAGAGAAUGAUUAACUCCUAUAUUGAUCCUCUGAAAAAUAAUCAUGCUUCUGUUUCUUUUAUGGUUUCUAAAUCCCCAUCUGCUGAAGUGGAUCAUUUCAUGUUUGUGGAUGGAUCUUUCAAAUAUUUUAACAUGGGUCUUGGUGUAAUCUGGUGUGAUUAUGCAGGAAAUGUAAGAAGUUCGAGAGAUGAUUUUGGUCUAGUUCUAGAUGCGGUGGGUGCUGAAGCUGCUGCUCUGAUUUUGGCAAUCUCUUGGGCAGAAGAGUUGAACCUUUCCAAAGUCGUUUUCGUUAGUGACUGUCUCCAAUUGGUGCAGUUUGUAAAUGGAGUCAGUCGUAUUAUAGAUUGGCGGAGUGGUGAUCUUCUUGAACAAUGUCGUAGUUUAUUAUCUAAGUUUACUUCCUUUAAGUCUGUGUAUGUUAAGCGUCUUAAUAAUCCUUUUGCUGAUCGACUUGCACGUCGAGCCAGAAAAGAUAGUUUGAAGGAUAUCUGGGUCUCCUUUCCCUCUUUUUUGAACUCUCUAUUUGGGAAGAAGAACUUGAAUGUUGUUUGUAAUUCUCUCAUUUGUUAA
Papaver somniferum (opium poppy) is the source of this 1074-nucleotide messenger RNA. RefSeq lists its product as uncharacterized. Bases 1 to 1074 code for a protein of 357 amino acids. The transcript has a single exon. Gene Ontology annotation, molecular function: RNA-DNA hybrid ribonuclease activity; nucleic acid binding. The record is from RefSeq and is a predicted model, not a curated record. Lineage: Eukaryota; Viridiplantae; Streptophyta; Magnoliopsida; Ranunculales; Papaveraceae.